Messenger RNA from Vitrella brassicaformis, 3054 nucleotides. The record is from the annotation of a GenBank genome assembly. NCBI's taxonomy places the organism in Eukaryota, Vitrellaceae.
CACGGAUGUGUGCAUGUGUUUAUUGGUGAAGUCAAUCAAUCCUCGCACUAGCGACGCGACGCACGCACAGAUGGAACACCCAGGACACCCACACAUGUCAUGUGUGGACGUCCGUCUUUCUACCCAUCAAUCACUCACAGACACGCACACAUAUGUGAUAUGUGAUGUGUGACGUAUGCACCGAAAUGGCCGCACAUCGUCCGUGCACCCACACACACACACCGCCAGUGUGCACGCCAUGCCUCUACCCAUCUUCCCGGAUCGCUUCCGGCCAGCCCUCACCCCCCUCGAUAAGCUUGCACUCCUUCUAUAGCUGUCUGGGUACACGGCAGUCAGUGUGGCCCCCCUCCUCACACACAUACACACACACACACAUACACACACACACACCUGCACACGCAUCAAUCAUAGCUACCUUUUCCCUCCCUCCCCUCCCCCCUCUGUCUGGUCUGACGCAUUGACGCAUGCUCUCUAAAUCACUUGCGCCCGCCAGCCUUGGGCCUGCAGGCAGGCCAGACCACACACACAAACACACACACACACGUCACCCACCGUGUCUCCGCCGUUAGUGGCUGCACUCACUCCGUCACUUACUUUGCUUUGGCCUGCUUGGCUUUGGGUUUGGGUUUGGGCGCAGCCGCCGCCGAUCUCGACGGGGCCGUCUUGCGACCCGCCUUGGCCUUGGCACCGCCACGAGACCUAUCCAAUGGAGGGAGGCACGGACAGAAGAGGGGGUGUCAGAAUGAAUGCAGGUGUCUCUCCGUUGUGUGUGUGUGUGUGUGUGUGUGUGGCGGGGUGACUUACUUUGCCGCCCCCCGUUUCGGUGCCGGUGGGGGGGACUCGUCGUCAUGGCCACUACCGCCAGCACCAACCAACGCAGCUACGCCAACCUAACAAUUAUAAGGCGAAGCAGCAUGACAAGAAGACGAGACGGGUCUUGGUUUGGUUUGCGCAGGCAGGUGUGGUUGUCUUGUCUCGUGUGUGUGUGUGUGUGUGUGGACUAUACCAGGAAUGGCUUCCACUCCUGUCCGUCGAAUAUGAUCUCCCUAUUCUCAGCAUCGAACUCCAUGCGGACCUGCACACAUGCACAUGGACCGACAAACACACAGACAGACAGACAUAAACACAAGCCACACACACGUGUGGUGGGCUUCCCCCGUGUGAGUGCUCCCCAAAUCCGCUCACUGGGUAUCCGUUGAUGGUGUAUGCCCCCUCGUUGAGCUUCUUGAUCUGGAUGGCGAUGUUGGGGUUGUCCUGCAGCCACGCACCCACACCAGCGAGUUGGGUGAGAAGUGUAUGUGAUUUGUGCUGUGCCCCCAGGUAGGGCAGUCAGGAGAUGGAUGCACCCACCAUGAUGAAGAGCGUGAGGUAGUGGUCGAAGUAGUUGCCGGCCACCCCGCCCUCAACCAGUAUCUGACCUACGUCGGGCGGCACGUGCUGACACACCACGCAACAGAAUACAACGUGACAGACACAACACACCACAAACACAUCAGAUAGAUGAGGGUGGGUGCCGCUUUGUGUGCGUGUGUGUGUGUGUGUGUGUGAGCUUACGUGUUGCUGCUGUUGCUGGGUCGGCACCUGCACCAUCCCCUGGUGCCCUUGCAGGGCACGCUGAUGCAACACACACACACGCACGGACACACAGACGCACACACAGAGCACGAGUGUUCUGGCCGUGUGUAUUGUGUGUGUAUCGUUAUGUGUGUGUUGAUCUGAUCCCCCUUCCUACCUGGUGUUGGAAUACCUGCUGCUGCAGCUGCGUGUUGAGGGCCCUCUCGCGCUCUACCUCACCCGACAACUUGGAGAUGUCCCGCUGAAUGGCUGCAAUGCCACACACACACACACACAGAGAGAGAGAGAGAACAAAGACACAUCCAUUCCACGCCUGUCAAUCCCUCCCUCCCUCCCCCGCCCCCCUCACCUCUCAGCGACGGCUCCAUGCGCACGUGCUCCUGCUUAAACGAUAUCGGGUUGAACCCGCCGGGCGGCACCGGACCAGCACCCACACCAACUACACCCCCAUAUGCCCCGCCAAUUCCCCCACCAACACCCCCUCCCACCCCGCUAUCUCUGACGUACCCCCCCGGCCCGCUCACCGCACCGCUCACCGCCGGCGCAGGGGGGCGAAUCGGCCGCAGAUACGACACAUAGGGCGACAGGGGUGGCCGAAUUCCACCCGCACCCAUGUGCACACCCGUUGCCGUGCCCACCCCCACCCCCAUCCCCACCCCCGCCCCAGUGCUCACCGCCGGCGGCAGAUGGCUCAGCGGCCCGCGAACUGCCGGUGGCGUGUAGACGUUGUUGCUGGCUGUGGCGGUGGGGGUCGCCGCAGCAGCAGGGGGUGGUUUGUUGUUGAUGGUGCUCAUGCUGGGCAUGGUGCCCAUGAGUGCGGGUGGCGAGAGCGAGCCGCGCGGCCCGAGUGUCACCCCCGGGUGGAAUGGGUAGCGGGACGGCAUGAAGUAGCCGUGCGAAGGUGAGGGCUGCAUGAUGCGAUGGUCGUCCAGGAAACCGGGCUGCGGGUAGCCCGGCAUCUGCUGCUGCUGGUGUGAGGUGUGCACCGGGUGGGACUUGAUGGGCCCUGCUGCUGUGGGUGUGGGUGGUAUGGGCAUCAUGCCGCCCGCAGGCCGCACCAGAGGAGGGCGGCCGGCAGGCGUCACUAUGCCGGGAUAGGCGGCAUUGGCGAGCACCGCCGUGUGAUGUGGAGGAGGGCGGGGGUGGGGUGGCAGCAGGGGGUUGACCGUCGAGGGGUCAAAUCGGAUGGUGGUGUGCGUGUUGCUCUUGACGGCUCCAGGGGUGGCAGUGUGGGAUGUGGUGGACACGGUGGACACAAACGGCGGGUGGGGAUAGACUUUGCCGCCCUGCGCCGGCGGCAGACCUAUCAUGCCAGCCACCACGGACAAAACACAAAGAUCUGAUCUUCUCUGCCAUUUGGAUGGAAUGAACCAUGCAGCUGUGGGUCCGCUUGUUGCCUACCUGCCAUUGGCGGCUUCUGCGAUGUGCUGGGAAGCGGCACCGCCAUACCUUCAACCAGACUAACUCGGCUAUUUUUCC